Messenger RNA from Scomber scombrus (Atlantic mackerel), 2401 nucleotides. Its product is annotated as integrin-linked protein kinase. Bases 311 to 1669 code for a protein of 452 amino acids. Gene Ontology annotation, molecular function: protein kinase activity; protein binding; ATP binding. Gene Ontology annotation, biological process: protein phosphorylation; cell-matrix adhesion; substrate adhesion-dependent cell spreading. The record is from RefSeq and is a predicted model, not a curated record. The transcript has 13 exons. Gene Ontology annotation, cellular component: focal adhesion; stress fiber. Lineage: Eukaryota; Metazoa; Chordata; Actinopteri; Scombriformes; Scombridae.
CGGCGAGGGUGUGGACGUCCCACACAGAGCACAGCAAUCCUGUAGAGAUAACAUAACUUCUUCUGUGUCUUAAACUGCACAACACGACACCAGGCUGAUAUAUCUGGGUUGUGUGAGUGCCAUCGAGGCUUUCUUCAUUGUGUCCCUCACUGCUCCAGAUGAGGGACUGAUGCUGGCCUGGACCCUGCUGAACCUCUCGGGCCGCCUCUCAUCUUAGCUGUCUCAUUUCAGUUCUGCAUCGACUCCCACAGGUGCACCUUAAAGAGAAGAACAAUAAUAAUAAUAAUAAUAAUAGUACACAGGCCAUAAAAUGGAUGACAUCUUUACUCAGUGCCGGGAAGGCAAUGCGGUGGCAGUUCGCUUAUGGUUGGACAACACAGAGAAUGACCUCAACCAAGGAGAUGACCACGGCUUCAGUCCUCUCCACUGGGCAUGCAGGGAGGGCCGCUCCAGUGUGGUGGACAUGCUCAUCAUGAGAGGCGCUCGCAUCAACGUCAUGAACCGUGGAGAUGACACGCCUCUGCACCUGGCUGCCAGCCACGGGCAUCGCGAAAUCGUAGGAAAGCUGAUCCAGUGCAAAGCAGACACUAAUGCAGCCAAUGAACACGGGAACACACCACUGCAUUACGCCUGCUUCUGGGGCCAAGAUGAAGUGGCUGAGGACCUUGUGACUAAUGGGGCGCUGGUGAGCAUCUCUAACAAAUAUGGGGAAACUCCCCUGGACAAAGGCAAACCUCACCUGCGGGAACUCCUCAGAGAAAAAGCAGAGAAAUUGGGACAGAACCUGACUAAAAUUCCCUUCAAGGACUCAUUCUGGAAAGGCACCACCAGGACUCGACCCCGUAAUGGCACUUUGAACAAACACGCAGGCAUUGACUUCAAACAGCUCUCUCUCCUGGCUAAAAUAAAUGAGAACCAAUCUGGAGAGUUGUGGCAAGGACGCUGGCAGGGAAAUGAAAUUGUUGUUAAGGUGCUAAAGAUUCGUGACUGGACCACCAGGAAAAGCAGAGACUUCAAUGAGGAAUAUCCCAAACUCAGGAUAUUUUCCCACCCGAAUGUCCUACCCAUGUUGGGAGGAUGUCAGUCUCCUCCCGCCCCUCACCCCAUCAUCAUCACACACUGGAUGCCUUAUGGCUCUCUCUACAACGUGCUGCAUGAAGGCACCAACUUUGUGGUGGACCAGACACAGGCUGUGAAGUUUGCUCUGGACAUCGCCUGUGGAAUGGGCUUUUUACACACACUUGAACCUAUGAUCCCCCGCCACUAUCUCAACAGCAAGAGCGUUAUGAUAGAUGAAGACAUGACAGCAAGGAUCAGCAUGGCAGACGUCAAGUUCUCCUUCCAGUGUCCUGGCAGGAUGUACUCGCCUGCAUGGGUAGCCCCCGAGGCCUUGCAGAAGAAGCCUGAAGAGAUCAACCGUCGCUCAUCAGACAUGUGGAGCUUCGCUGUCCUGCUAUGGGAGCUGGUGACCAGAGAAGUGCCAUUUGCUGACUUGUCCAACAUGGAGAUCGGCAUGAAGGUCGCCUUGGAGGGUUUGAGGCCCACUAUCCCGCCCGGCAUCUCGCCCCACAUUUGCAAGCUCAUGAAGAUAUGCAUGAACGAAGAUCCAGCCAAGAGGCCCAAAUUUGACAUGAUUGUGCCAAUUCUGGAAAAAAUGCAGGACAAGUGAAAAAAACUCCUCUGCCCUCCUAUACUGAACCGUCAAAUUACUGGAUAUCUUACCCCAGAUAUCACUCUGAUGUGGUGGUGUGGUGCUUACCAGUAUUGCCUUAAACUCUUACUCUACCGCCGCAUUCAAUGCCACUGUAGCUUCUGAGAUGAAUUCAGCAGCAGUCUUUUUUAUAUUGUUUUUGUUUUUUUCAAUGUGAUAUCACGUUUUUAUUUGUCUUCAUUUUUGUCACUGAUACACCCUUAACAGGAGGUAAGCAUUAACUGUUUAUCUUCGUAACUGUAGUGACGUAGACUGCAGUAAGUACGGUCUUCAAGUGACUGAAUAACCUGUGGAGGUCCACAUGACUGUCUGCUGCAUUGCUUCACUGGAUUUACAGCCGUAUUUGUAUCUGGAGUGGGCUAGUGGAGGCUCCUAUUAAAAGAAAUCAAAUUAACCCAUAGCUUGUCUUGUGGGGGAAAGGGUUGUUGUGUUGGCAACAUAUUGAAUGCAAAAUGGCAAGCAUGACAAAUCGAAACAAAGCAUUUAAAGAUAUAAGAUUAUUAAGAAACUUUGUAUGAAAAAGUGGUUUCCGUGAGAGAAUUUUACAGUGUUUUACUAUUCAGCUUGGCUGUGUAGUGAUGUGUAAAGCUUGGCUUGUCUUGAGCUUUCGUCCCUAACUAUCCUGUACAACCUGCUGACAACAAUGCAAAACUGGUCAAACAAAUGUUUUUUUGGAGGGGGGGGGGGGGG